Molecule: messenger RNA, 948 nt
Organism: Penicillium brevicompactum
Lineage: Eukaryota; Fungi; Ascomycota; Eurotiomycetes; Eurotiales; Aspergillaceae
Product: efflux pump antibiotic resistance protein
Exons: 4
Coding region: 1-948 (315 amino acids)
Biological process (GO): transmembrane transport
Molecular function (GO): transmembrane transporter activity
Source: RefSeq, a predicted model, not a curated record
AUGAAAAACUAUAGCUCAUGUAUCUUGGCGCUGUGGGGCGGGAGCCAAUAUCCCUGGAGUGAUGCCCGUCAAAUAGUGCUAUUGACUGCAUUCGGUGUGCUGAUUAUCGCGUGGGUCGUGGUGGAAUGGCGACUUGGCGACAAUGCCACAGUGCCGUUUCGUGUUCUCCGCCAACGUACAGUUGCAUGUUCGACCUUCUAUAUCUUUUUUUGGAAGUGCAUCAUUCAUCUUGCUAAUCUAUUACUUGCCAAUCUGUCGGGGCUUCAUAUUCUGGCAACCGUUUUGAGUGUUGUGGUAUUUGCCAUUGCAGGUGGGGUAGGCGUCACCCUUGUCGGAUAUUACACCCCUUUCAUGAUCGUAGGAUCGAUGGUAAUGGCUGUUGGCGCGGGCUUGCUUCUUCUAUUCAAAGUCGAUACCCCCUCUUCGAUGUGGUACGCGGAAUGUGAUCAUCCCAUCCACCGUUCUUUGCUAACAGAUUGCAAGCUUGGAUUUCAAAUUAUCUUUGGCGCAGGAGCUGGUAUUGGUCUUGAGCUCCCGAAUAUUGCCGUUCAGACAGUCCUUCACGAAAGGGACGUCUCUAUCGGAACAUCUUUGGUGGUAUUUGCUCGCUCUCUUGGGGGCGCCAUUUUUGUAUCUGUGGGGCAGAAUGUUUUCAGUAACCACAUUGUCUCGGGUAUGAUCGCGCGGGUUCCUGAGCUAGACCCAUCCAUCAUUCUCCAGGCAGGAGCAAGCCAUCUUCAGCGAACAGUGAGUGAAGCCAGCUUGAGCUCCGACGGCUAUUUAGUGGCUCGUGUCUUGGAAGUAUACAACGAUGCCAUUAUUCAGACAUUUAUUGUCGCCUUGGCCUUGGCGUGUGUAUCUGUCAUCGGUGCAGUCGGUGUUGACUGGCAAACGGUGAAAAAUCCCCCCAAGGAGCACACUUCCACACUGAAGGCUCCGGGCGAAUGA